Molecule: messenger RNA, 1497 nt
Organism: Sporisorium graminicola
Lineage: Eukaryota; Fungi; Basidiomycota; Ustilaginomycetes; Ustilaginales; Ustilaginaceae
Exons: 1
Coding region: 1-1497 (498 amino acids)
Biological process (GO): lactate metabolic process
Molecular function (GO): heme binding; L-lactate dehydrogenase (cytochrome) activity
Source: RefSeq, a predicted model, not a curated record
AUGCUCAAGUUCGAAGAAGUCCAACAGCACAACUCCAAGGACUCGUGCUGGGUCAUCGUCCACGGCAAUGCGUACGACGUGACCGAGUUCCUGCCCGAGCACCCCGGUGGAGCCGGCAUCAUCCUCAAGUAUGCCGGCAAGGACGCCACGGAAGAAUACGACCCCAUCCACCCUCCUGGCACGCUCGAGGAGAACCUGCCCAAGGAGAAGUGCCUCGGUCCCGUCGACCCCUCCACCAUCAAGAAGGAAGACAAGAAGGAGCCUGCUAAAGCCGCACCGCAGGACGACGGUGGCGUGCCGCCUCUCUCGCAGUGCCUCAACCUGUACGACUUUGAGGUGAUCGCGAAGCGCGUGCUCAAGCCAACAGCGUGGGCUUACUACUCUUCGGGAGCUGACGACGAGGUGACCAUGCGCGAAAACACGUCUGCUUUCGGUCGUAUCUGGUUCCGUCCUCGCAUCCUGCGCGAUGUGAGCAAAGUCGACUAUUCAACCUCAUUGCUCGGUCAGAAAUCCACCCUGCCCGUCUACAUCACCGCCACGGCGCUCGGCAAGCUUGGCCACCCGGACGGCGAAAAGAAUCUCACCGUCGCCGCGGGCAAAGAGGGCAUCAUCCAGAUGAUCCCCACGCUCGCCUCUUGUUCGUUUGACGAGAUCGUCGGCGCGCGAAUCAACGAAACGCAGGUGCAGUUCAUGCAGCUCUACGUCAACUCGAACCGCAAGAUCACCGAGAAGAUCAUCCAGAAGGCCGAAGAUGCAGGCGUCAAGGGCCUGUUUGUUACGGUGGAUGCGCCGCAGCUCGGUCGACGUGAGAAGGACAUGCGUAUGAAGUUCGAUGACGUUGGCUCAGAUCAGCAGAACCAGAACAAGGACAACGUCGAUCGUUCCCAGGGAGCAGCUCGUGCCAUUUCAUCCUUCAUCGACCCCUCUCUGUCCUGGGAUGACUUGACAUGGCUGCGAUCCGUCACCAAGAUGCCCAUCGUGCUCAAGGGUGUUCAGACAUGGGAGGAUGCUGUGCGUGCCGCCGAGCUGGGCCUCAGCGGUGUCGUUCUCUCCAACCACGGUGGCCGACAGCUCGACUUUGCCCGCUCGGGAAUCGAAGUGCUCGGUGAGGUCGUCGAGGCUCUCAAGGCACGCAACCUGUUCCCCAAUCCCAUGUUCCAGAUCUUUGUCGACGGUGGCAUCCGCCGUGCCAGCGACGUUCUCAAGGCCGUCGCUAUGGGCGCCACUGCGGUUGGCAUCGGUCGUCCCUUCCUCUACGCGUACUCGGCGUAUGGCAGCGACGGUGUGGUCCAUGCGAUCCAGCUGCUCAAGGCCGAGAUGGAGAUGAACAUGAGGUUGUUGGGUGCGCCAACACUGAAGGAUGUCGUGCCGGAGAUGGUGGAUGCCAGGGCGCUGGGAACGCACGUCAACUUUACGCCUAUCAGCCAUGGCCAUCAGAUCUAUGAGAAGUUGAGUACCGCUGUGGGCAUGCCUAACGAGCCGACGAACAAGCUUUAG